This is a messenger RNA of Platichthys flesus (European flounder), 9077 nucleotides long. Its product is annotated as retinitis pigmentosa 1-like 1 protein. The transcript is spliced from 5 exons. Lineage: Eukaryota; Metazoa; Chordata; Actinopteri; Pleuronectiformes; Pleuronectidae. Bases 1 to 8238 code for a protein of 2745 amino acids. The record is from RefSeq and is a predicted model, not a curated record. Gene Ontology annotation, cellular component: axoneme. Gene Ontology annotation, biological process: photoreceptor cell development; retina development in camera-type eye; axoneme assembly.
AUGUCCUCCCACAAACGCAGCUUCCAGUGCUUCAACGCUGUGGGAGGCGAAGGCUCCCACAAGUCUGGGACCCGCCUCCCCAGGAUCCCCCAGCAUGGCAUGGUGGGCCACCAUGAACCUCUGGAAGUGUGCUGUCUUUGCUCUGAGUACAGACACGCCCAGGCCCUGGAGGCACUAGAGACGCAGGUUUUACCUUUGUAUCAAACUCACUCGCUGCAUCACCACCACGCACACCGGUGUGUCCUUGGGAGGCCAGCAAGGCCCGACGAGGCGCAUUCAGGCCAUGGCCGACAUAUUCAUCAUCACAGGCACAACAAGAGGCUGAUACUGGUGAAGAACAGCGACCCCUCUGUCAGGAAGACCAUCGUGUUGCACCACAGGAGUAUACGCAGCUUCGGGCUUUUCUUAGAGGAAGUCUCUGAGCUCAUGCAGUACCACAUCAGGAAGCUCUACACUCCAGAGGGCCGCAAGAUCGACAAUGUUCAGAGUCUCAUUCAGUGCCCCAGCGUCCUUCUCUGUGUUGGACGUGAGCCUUCUCAUCCUUCCAUCGUGGAGAAUUUUAGGAAAACAUCUGAUGACAAACUUCCGAGAAUGAACGGGAAGUCACGCUCCCACGGCUGCACUGAAGGACACGAGGGACCAACAAAGACAAGUGUCACCAAUUCAAACCUGGAAUCUGACAACAGAUCCAUUCACGACUCUGUGUCAUCUGAAAAGUCGUUACCAAACGGAACAAGUUCUCCAAACAAUAUGGACUCCUGCCCCCCCACUGGUGAUGAACUGAGACACGAUGAUAUAGAGAAACAGGUUCGCGUCAAUAAAGACGGGAGUUUGUCCAUGGAAAUGAAAGUGCGCUUCCGACUCCAAAAUGACGAAACACUACAUUGGUCAACACAUAGUCACAUGCGUCGGCAAGGUCCAAAAAAUCAAGAGGUUCUGCAGCAGCUUCUGAAACUGAGGAAGCGGAAGAGAGAGCGGCAAGCUCAGUGUCAGUUCGGUCAGCACAGUCACGCAUUUCUGCAAGAUCAAGUCGUUCAAAAUGUUCUGCUCGAGAUCCAGCUGAUGAAGAAGAGGAAACUGAAGAACGAGCAGCAAGCAGCAUGUCAGCCAAAUCCAACCGGUCACAUGUUUCUGAAAGGUCCGGCAAGUGAGGAUGUGGAAAACAAAGAGGAAGUGGACAUGUCAACAGCUGAUGAUGUUCCUGAAGAGGACGCAGUAAAUCAUGAAGACAAGAGUACAUCUAGUUUUCAGGAGGAAGAAAAACAAGACACAAUCGAUAAAAGGAGUCGCCAAUCUAAGAAAAGCAAGUCAAGCAGGGCAGACAGAAAAACUCCUAUCGCAUGUCAGCGUGAAUCCAACGGAAAUAAACAUCCAGGGAAAAAAUCCACUGGUACCAAGAGUGUCACAGACAACAAAAGUGACAAAAGCAGCCAAAGCAGACCGAAGAACGCAGACAGUGAUGAGUUUGAUCUGGUGCCAUCUAGCCUUCCAAAUGCAUCCCCGACUCAGGUCGUCAACGAAUGGCUGAAAUCAAUAACUGCAGAUGGAGAUAUGUAUGACAUGGAGGAACUAAGUGAGAACUGUGAUGGACAGAAAUGUGUCACAGAGGGAAUCAACGGAAUAGAGGAUAGUGAAAGCAAUACUCACUCUGUGGCCGAGAAUGCAAACGAUACAAAUGAAGGGAUGAAAAACGACUGCCAGACUAGCGUGGAGGCACCAAGUGCAAAUACGAACUGUACUCAAAGUGAAGAAGCCUCAAACAUAUUCCACUCUUCUGUACAGGUGAUGAAAGUUCUUUUAAGUCCAAGGCUCAACAGAUGUAACAGCUUACCAGAAGUUUCUCCAGUGUAUGGACGCAAACUGAGCACUUCAGCCAAAGGUCUUCUGGAUUGCCUUGUGAAGCUGCAGUUAAUCGACCACGAUCCAAAACAUGCCAAUGAGAAGAAUCUACAAUACCAAGAGCUGAUGAAUAUUCUUAAGUCUCUUUGGCUUUGUGAUCCUCCAGAAAGUGAAGAUAUUUCAAAGAAGGACGAUCACCAUUCUGUAGAUGACGAGUUCAAUCGUACGUCUUCCUCGGGCGUGGAUGUCAACAGUGGCUCCACAGGCUCUGGGAAGAGCAGCGAUGGUGCGAAUGUAAGGAAAGUACAAGAAGUCUGUGAAGGUGAAGCGGACAAACGUCCUCAAAACUCACCCGAGGGAGACGUGGAGGGAAUGUAUGAGGAAAAACAAAAGGAAGAAGAUCCAGAAUCAGAUGAGACAAUUAGAAAUAACGAUAGUCCAAGAGAACUACCUGAAACACCACCCUCCUCAAGCAAGAGUUCGGGAAAUGACAGCAGUGGCCAAAAAGUUCCAGAGGAAGCUGAAACUGAUUGUCGAGAGGACACCAGUUCUGGUAGUCCUCCCCUCACGGAAAGAGCAGAGUCAGCCAAGAUGUUUUCUCAAGACCCUGAUCCUGUUUGGGUUCUAGCCUUAUUGAAUAGAAUAGAGAAGCAGUUCAUGAUGCAUUAUAUCAAUGCAAUGAGAGAGUUCAAAGUCCGAUGGAACUUGGAUGAUAAUGACCAGCUUGACAUGAUGAUAAGCGAACUUAGAACAGAGGUCCAAAGAAGAAUCCAGAGUAGUAUCGACAGAGAAUUGAGAAAAAUCCAAGGUCGAGCCGGCCGGCCGAGACCUCCUAAGGAGGCAAGGUCACGUGCUUCGACAACACAAGCGGAAGAGAGAAGACGGAGGCUGCAGAUUAUGCUCAAACAGUCGGUCGAUCAACAAGCAGAGAGAAGUGAUGAUUCAGCAACAGGCACAUCGUUCAGUGACCAGCGCAGUGAGAGUGAUGAUCAAUGUCCAUGUGAAACGUGCCUCAAGAAAAAAGCGUCAUCUAGGCCACCACUUCCUGCAGAAGUCAUGAAUAUUGCACCUGUUUUCAUGGACUUUGAUCUGAAGAGGAUUCUGGGGAUGAAGAAUGAUGCUCCUGGCAACAAACAGGCAAUCAACUGUGCAAAUCACUCUGAUAUUGAUACUGACUCAAUGGAAGCACAGACAUUUGUUGAAAAUGUUAUUGCCAAAGCUUUAAGACAAGUGGAGGAGGAUGAAGCAACCCUUGACGCCAAAGAAGACCUUGCAGUUGCAGAAGAGGAAGAACCUGAUCACGUGGGUCACCAGCCAGCUGAAGAUGUGUCUGAACAGCCGUCUGACAAAGAAUCUGCAGAUAUGAACAACGACACAGCCUCAGCCCAGGAAUCAGCAAAAGGAUCAUUAACUAAAGAUGAGAUUGCUGACAUAAAUCAAGAUGAACUUCAAGAGGAGACUGUGGAUGCCACUACAGCUCAAGAUGAAAAUGCAGCAACUGCAGCUGCUUCAAGUGAACAUGAAUGCGAUAAAGAUGACGCGGUGGAAGAGGGGACAGUCGAUGAUGAGGAGAUCCCUGCCACCACAACACAUGAAUCUGUAGAUGACAACUAUGAUGACGUAUCAAAAGAACCAGGCGAAGAGGAAACACUGGAAGACGACAUAGCUGCAGAAAGUCAGAUUCCUGAAACAGGAGGAGAUGACGGCACGGAUGAGACCACUGGAGAUAAAAUUGCAGUGGAGCAUGCAUCUGACGAAGAUGAGGCUGUGGAAGAAGGGGCACUCGAUGAUGAAGAAGAAGAUCCUGCCACUGAAACUCAGGAUUCUGCAAAUGAGAAGUGUGAGACAACCACAGCUGAAGAAUUAUCAGAAGUACCAGAUGAAGAGAUAACAAUGGAGGACGAGAUGGCUGCAGAAAGCAACGCUGCUGUCACGGGUGAAGAUGAUGGCACUGAAGAGACUGCUGAAGAUAAAACCGCAGCAGAGGAGACUUCUGAGCAUGAGGCUGUGGAAGAGGGGAAAGUCGAUGAUGAAGAGGAGAUCCCUGACAACAAAGCCCACGAACCUGCAGAUGAGAACUGUGUCACGGCCUCAGCUGACGAAUCUUCAAAAGAACCUGACGAGGAGGAAUCAUUAGAAGACGAGUUGGCUGCAGAGAGCGAGAUUGCUGUCACAGAUGAAGAGGAAGUUGCUGAUGAGAAUGCUGAAGAUCAAUUAACGACAGAAGAGACUGCUGAGCAUGCAUCUGACAAAGAUGAGGCUGUGGACAAGGUGACUGUUGACGAUGAAGAGGAGGUUGCUGCCACCAGUGAAGAUGAACUGGAAGAAGAGGCGACUGAAGCCACCACACCCGAAGAUGAAAAUGCAGCUGACGAUGUGGCAUCCAUAAAUGAACAUGAGACUGAUAAACAAGAGUCCGUGGUAGAGGGGACGAGUGAUGAUGCCGAAAAUCUUGCAUCCGUAACUGAACAUGAUCCGGCAGAUGAAAACGAUGAAGCUGAAACCGAGAUUGUUGAAUCCUUUACAACAGAAGAUAAAGAUGCAGCAAAUGUAUCAGAAACAGAAGAACAUGAAUCUGACAAAGAAGAGGCUGUGGGGGAAGAGACAGUUGAAGACUUGGAGGAGACUGCUGCCUCUAGUGGUGAUGAUGAUCCUGAGAUGAGUAAGAAUGAAGCCACGGAUGAUGAUCUGCUAAAGGAAACAGCUGUAGAGGCAACAUCAGAAGAUGAGCUUGUGGUAGAAAAAGAGAUUGCUGCUACAAGUGAGAAUGAAGUUGAAAAAGAGAUUGCCGAAGACGAAAAUGCAGAAGAGGAAAAAGAUGAGGAUUUGGAGGAGGAAACAAAAAGUGAUGAAGAAAAGUUUGCUUCCACCAGUGCAGAGGAGUCUGCAGAUGAGAGCAAUGACACAGCUGCUGUCAGGGAUUUAUCAAAAGAACCAACUGAAGAUGCAGAGACCGAAGAUGAGCCGGCUGUCGAAAAAGAAAUCACCAGUGAAGAAGAUUCAAAGGUCGAUACUACUGAAGAUGAAAUUCAAGAAGAAGAAAGUCAUGCAACGGCCACAUGUGAGAACGAGUCUGAGAAAGAAGAGGAGGUUGAACCAGGGAUGGUUGACGAUGAAGAAGAGACUCCUGUCACCAGUGAUGUUGAAGAUUCUUCCGGAGACGCCAACACGAAUGACGAUGAAACCACAGACGAGAAAGAUGCUGCAGGUGACGAAAUCUCAAAGGAAGCAGAUGAAGCGGCAGCAACUGAAGAUGAGUCUGCAACAGAAAAAAAGGCGGAGGUCGCAAGUGAAGAUGAAUCAAGGGAAGAGCUUGCAGAGGUUGAAGAUGAAAAUCCUGCAGAAGAGUUUGACGUGGCUGCAACAUCUGAAGAUGAAUCAGGCAAAGAUGUGGCCACUGAGGGUGAAACGGUUGAUGAUGGACAAGAGACUGCUUGCACAAGCGAUGAAGACGAAACUACGGAAAAUGAUGAAGCAACACCUGCCGAAGAUGAAAGUGCUGUUGAAACAGACAGUGCUGUCAAAAGUGAGGAUGAAGCUGAGGACAACCGCGCAGAAGAGGAGGCUGCAGCAACAACUGUACAAGAAUCUGACAAUGAUGAUGCAGGGGAGGAAGAAGAGACCCCAGCCACCAGUGGAGAUGAGCCUGAAGAAGAGAUAUCUGGAGAACAAAAUGAAAUGACGGAAGAAGCCGCCGAAACCACCGCAGCGGAAGAGGAAACGGAUGUGGCAGAUACCACUGAGGAAGCAGGGACAACAGAAGAUGUGGAGGAAACUGCUGCCAGCAGUGAAGAGGGUUCUGCAGAGGGCACGGAUGCCCUCACAAAUGAUGACGACACUUCACAGGCAACUGAAGCUGAAGCUGGCCAAACAACUGAAGAUGCAGGAGAACUGGAAGAGGAGCAGGAUGAUGCAGGAGCUGAUGCUGAAUCUGCAAGAGAGGAGAGCUCCAAAGCUGUGACCGCAAGUGAAUCAGAGGAAGAGAACGAUGAAUCAGCCACAGACGAGCAUGAAUCGAACAAUGCAACAACGGAUGCAAAUGAUACAGAAGGAGAAAAAGACGAUGAAAUGGAAGAAGAAGCUGCUGUGGCCAGUGAAGCUGAAGAGGAAAAUGCAGCAGAUGAGGCAGAUGCAACUGAUCAGGAAUCUGACAACGAGGAAGCAGGGACAACAGAAGAUGUGGAGGAAACUGCUGCUAGUGGUGAGGAAGAGGAGGAGGAGGACGAUGAGACUUCACAAGAAAUUGAUAGCACAGCUGAAGCUGGCAAAGAUGGAGAAGAACUAGACAAUGAUGAUGUUGAAGCUGAUGCUGAAUCUAAAAGAGAGGAGGAUUCAGAGGAGGAGAACGAUGAAUCAGCCACAGAUGAGCAUGAAUCGAACAAUGCAACAACAGAUGCAAAUGAUACCGAAGUAGAAAAAGAAAUGAAGGAAGAAGCUGCUGUGGCCACUGAAGCUGAAGAGGGAAAUGCAGCAGAUGAGGCAGAUGCAACUGAUCAGGAAUCUGACAACGAGGAAGCAGGGACAACCGAAGAUGUGGAGGAAACUGCUGCUAGUGGCGAGGAUGAGGAUGAGGAGGAGGAGGAGGAGGAAGAGGAGGACAAGGAUGAUUCCAUAAGCAAUGAUGAGACUUCACAGGAAAUGGAAAAUACAGCUGAAGCUGUGAAAGACGGAGAAGAACUUGAGGAAGAGUGUGAUGAUGUUGAAGCUGAUGCUGAAUCUACAAGAGAGGAGGAAUCAGAAGAGGAGAACGAUGAAUCAGCAACAGACGAGGAUGAAUCGAACAAUGCAACAACAGAUGCAAAUGAUACCGAAGGAGAAAAAGACAACGAAAUGGAAGAAGAAGCUGAUGUUGCCACUGGAGCUGAAGAGGAAAAUGCAGCAGAUGAGGAAGACGCAACCGCUGAUGAAUCUGACAACGAGGAAGCAGGGACAACAGAAGAUGUGGAAGAAACUGCUGCUAGUGGCGAGGAAGAGGAGGAGGAAGAGGAGGACAAGGCCGAUGAGACUUCACAGGAAAUGGAAAACACUGAUGAAGCUGGCAAAGAAGAGCUUGUAGAAGAGCAUGAUGAUGAUGGAGCUGAUGAAUCGAACAAUGCAACAACAGAUGCAAAUGAUACAGAAGGAGAAAAAGAUAGUGAAAUGAAGGAAGAAGCUGAUGUGGCCACUGGAGCUGAAGAGGAAAAUGCAGCAGAUGAGGCAGAUGGAACUGAUCGUGAAUCUGACAACGAGGAAGCAGGGACAACAGAAGAUGUGGAGGAAACUGCUGCUAGCGGCGAGGAGGAGGAGGAGGAGGAGGAGGAGGAUCACGAAUCAGUAAACGAUGCAACAACAGAUGCACAUGACACCGAAAGAGAAGAGGAUUCUUCAACAGUUGAUGAAACAGCACGAGAAGACAAGACUGGAGAAGAGGAUGAAGUGGCUACGGAUGAAAAUGAGAAUUCAAGUGUUGCAGAUCAAAUUGAAGAGGCAUCGGCUGAAGAGCCUCAAGAGACGGAGGCAUCUCAAACAAAUGCAGAAAACAGUGUCACUGAAGACUUCGUGAAAGAAGAAGAACUAGGUGACGAGGAAGAUGAUGAGAAACUAGUAGAAGGUGAGGAGUCUGAAGAGGCUGAAAAUGAAAGGGAGGGAUCGGCUGAAAGUGGAGAGGAGUCUGGAGGUGAAGAUGACACGGAGGCUGCAACAACAGGAAAUGAGACUGAUGAACGAGAAACAGCACAGGAAGACUCGGGAGAAGCUGAAGGUGACGCAGGAGAAGAAUCUGGAGCAGACGGUGCCUCGGAAUCAGACGGCAGACAUCAAAUUACUGGAGAAGAACAGGAGGAGGUUAUAGAGAAUAAUCCUGACAUGGUCGAACAAACAAAAGAAGAAAGUGACAUUGCUGCAGAGCAUCAAGAAGCUGAUGAUGUGGUGGAGCUGAAGCCAGAUGAGGAUGUGGAGGAAAUAUCAGAGAAGAAUGAAGAAAACAAACCAUUGGAAGAUGGUGAUGAAGAUAAUGACGGACAGACAAAUGUAACACAGUGUGAAAGUGCUAACAUGCCAAAUGGAGAAAAUGAUGACGACAGCGUCCAUGCCUUUGAGGAAGAGGAGGAGGAAAGUGAGAGGCCCAAUCCAGACUGGACAGCAAACCAGGGCGACUCAGCCGAUGGAGAAGAUGAGGCUGAGGAAGAUGAGGAGGAAUCAGAGGAAGAAACUGACAGGGAGCAAGAUUUGUGUCCAAGCAAGUUGAAUGAUGGAAAGGCCGCUAACAGUGCUGCUCAGGAAACAACAACUUUUCUCCGACUUGAUACUUUAGGGAAAGUCAAGGCAGAAUCUGAGGAUGGGGCUUACGCUGAUGUUGAAGACUCUGAGAAUGAAACAAACAACCGAGACGAAGUCACAUGCUUUAAGUCAAAGAGUUAGAGAAAAACAAAACACCAUACGUUGGCUCUGCUUAUGCUCCCCUGACAUGAACUGACAGUGAGCCAAGGAGUGAGACAAGGAGUCUGCAGGAAAUGCAAACGCUUUGUUCCAGCAUUUCUACUCUUGAUAUUGAACACAUGUAAAACUAUUCAUUAUUCAAUCAAAAUAAAUCUUAAAACUUGAAUGUAUAUACUUUAUGUAGCAGGUUUGCAUAGUUCAAUGCAAAUAAAUGGGGCUUUUAUUCUCAUGAACUAUGAGCCAUAGAUUAUUUCUUGCACAUUAUCUACUCAAAGCCUCAGACGGAACAUGGAAAUGUUCACUUAUGAUGUUUUGCUUUGAAAUUACUUGAAAAUGUCAUUCAUGCACAUAUAAAUAUAUAUUUAUAUAUAUAUACUGUAGUUUUUUCUUCAAAUUACUGCAGUGUACUUUCAACGUUUGCUGCUCAACCUUGCAGGUUUGAAGAUGUUAAAGUUUAAAAUCUUACAAAGGAGUCUAUACUUUUGUAGUUAAUACUGUACUCUUCUGGAGAGCCAGAAAAUACUACUAAUAUUCAUUUUGAAUGUCUAACUUACUAUUGGCAGUAUUUUAGUGCUAGAUCUAAAGAAAUGGAUGAUGGUUAACAUCAUUGUGCACAUCUUUACAAGUCAAGCACAUAACUACAUUCUAGCUUUAACUUAUGAACAUGAACCUCUCUGUUUGGUUAUGGCAGGACUUUUCUGUAUUAUGAUGUAUUAUGUAUUAUGGUAUUUUAGGCCAUUCAAAAUAAUUUAAAAGAAUACAUUAUUCUCUGUGGUACAGAGAUUAUUACCUUUGCUGAAUGUACUGUACAAAUUAUCGAU